This is a messenger RNA of Microdochium trichocladiopsis, 1221 nucleotides long. RefSeq lists its product as uncharacterized. NCBI's taxonomy places the organism in Eukaryota, Fungi, Ascomycota, Sordariomycetes, Xylariales, Microdochiaceae. The transcript is spliced from 2 exons. The record is from RefSeq and is a predicted model, not a curated record. The coding region runs from base 1 to 1221 and encodes 406 amino acids.
AUGCUUGCGCGACUGUUUCAGUUCUGCAGAGACCGCCACUUCAUUGAACGCGAAGGGGAAUCAGGCGGAGAUGUGAUGUCGAGAACGCCAGCGCCGCUGUCAGAGCUGCGGUCUCUGCACUUGCACGGAAAGGGCCCUGACUACCGCAGUGUCCGGUUUCACUCAAAGAACAUCCGCCCGCUACUGCUCUCUACCGAGCUUCAGACAUUGAAGCUUAUCGGAAUAGACUGGGGUGGCACGAGCGUAGACACACGCUCAGAGGCCGAGGAGGAAAAUCGAAGGGACGACAGGGACGACGAUGGGCAUAACGACUUUCAGCUUAACCAUGUAGUUCCUGGUAGGCCACCCAGAAAGCUAUAUACCUUCCCAGGUUCUCAUCCAAAGAUGAAGAGUCUCAGUCUCUGCGAUAACCAGUCUCCUCACCCUUAUGGCGUGCGGAAUAUGCUGUUGGCUUAUCCUAAUCUCCACACUCUGGUCCUGAAGCCAAGUGUGCGCUUGGAGCGCGGAUCAUUUGAUUUCAGCGCGUACGGCACUGUACUCCACGACCACGCCAGGCGCCUGCGGCGUUUCGAGUUCGAGCCGGAUAACGUCUCCGAUGCCGAUUUCGAAGGGUACGACAAAGGCGCGAUCGGGUCUUUGAGGGACAAGCGGACUCGUCUAGAGCAGCUGCGUAUGUCCCUUGCUGCACUGCUCGGCCCGGAUCUAACCGAGCGGCUGGACCUGUUUGAUUACUUGCCGAUCAGCCUGCGCUGGUUCUGGACCACUGUGCCGGACUUCAAAAGCUACGCGCAGGUGUAUUCCAACGCGCUGGCAAGCAUGCUUGACGACGGAUCGGAAGAGGCCACAUUUCGGAAACACAAGGGCAUAGCCAUUUUCUGCUACCUCACUUAUGAGUACAAGGUCGACUAUCCAAAGGGGAAAUGGACUCAGCAGGAGUGGGAAUGCGACGACCUGGGCACUGAGGAUGAUGCUAGCGACUUCGCUUCGGAGGCUAGGUCGUUCGAAGACCGCAGCAAUACGACCACGCCGCUCUUACAAAAAAACGAUCCGUUCCUGGAUCUGCGAGUACGAUCGAGUCCUUCAUGUUCGUCUGACAGCGAACUCGGAGAUCAACAUGGAGACUGUUACCCCGAUCCUCAGCACGUCAAGAAGGAACAAGACGACUUAGGCAAUGAGGACGAUGCCACCGACUUCGUCCAGUUGGGGGAAGGCAGGUGCUGA